Saccoglossus kowalevskii is the source of this 2548-nucleotide messenger RNA. RefSeq lists its product as uncharacterized. NCBI's taxonomy places the organism in Eukaryota, Metazoa, Hemichordata, Enteropneusta, Harrimaniidae. The record is from RefSeq and is a predicted model, not a curated record. Gene Ontology annotation, molecular function: DNA binding.
AUGUUCCUGUCCAAAAAAGUUCUCAAGAAUCUGAUGAGGCUGAAAGGACACAGACACGUAAACGGGUUGUCAAGGCAACUACAUACACUGAAAGAGUCUCACAACAAGAGAAGCGUGAUUCACCAGCCAAGAAGAAUGUGACACAAAAGAAAGAAUCUUAUCAAGAAGAGAAAACCACUGUUGUGAAAACCGCUGUCAAAGAAAUUAACAAACAAACAACAACGACAGCCGAAAAGAAAAAAGGCUUUGUUCCAGUGUUUGUUCAAAUUGGUGUUCUUUUACUAGUUGCCGUCAUGAUCUUUCUUGUUUUAUACAACAUGGAGAGCGUACCUCAGAAGAGAUUGCCACAGGUACCAAAUAAAGGCAAUUGAUGAGCACAUGCCAAGCCACUGAAAUCUCAAAUAGUGUCUCUAAAUUACACAUGGCUCACAUCAUGUUGUUCAUCUCGUACAAUACAGUUCUCAUUUUAAGGCUAUAAAGAUUGAUGGCGGCCACAUUUCAAAGAGUCACUUUCUGCUAUUUUAUUUCUGGAAGGAUACAUAAUAUUGUAGAAUUAAACAAAAAAUAAAUUGUAAAGAUUGCAUAAAAUCAUAUGCGUUACAAUUACAACAGUUUUACUAAUUUGAAAAUGUUACCCAUCUUAUUUACGGCAUUCACUUAGGAAUCAUCAGACACCACAGUUAAUUUUAACAUGCAACUUUUUCAGAAAAGAUUUUAGGUGAAUAAUUCUGUGAUUGCCUGUUAUCUGAUUGGUUCACAUCUUUUAAAUGGGUCUGAACUAAUAAUUUACUGGAAGAAGCUCACUUACAUAUUUGCCAUUGUUAGCAAUCUUUAGUAAUCUGACUACUUAAUUGUAAACUGCAUUGAAUCAUGGGAUUGAACAAAUGGUCACAUGACAUUGAAAUUAUUUCUAUAUCAUUGAGUUUUGCUUCCUGCUCGGUAUGCAGAAUUGUAUUUUAUGCCAUAUUACUACCACUACUGGCAUUGAAAGGAAUCAAUUGUUUCUCAAAUAAACCUCCCUCCCAUUGAUGAGUUUGAACUUGAAUGCCAUUAUGCACACUCUUCUCAUCUGAAGAUGAAGUGAUAUUUGGGGAUGAAUACAAAAAUAACCCACAUAGCUGACUGCUGUGACACUGGUUACAUAUUCUAUUAAUGUCUGGAAUGGUUGUUAACAUCCACCUCUGCAGCUAGUAAUAACGACUUUGGUGUUGAUAAAUAUAUAAUUAUGCUAAUCUGCAUAUGCUACAAAUUAUAGUAUUCUUCAUUUGAUAGUUGAUACAGUAAUAGAAAUGUGACCAUGCCAUUCCUCAUGACAAUGAGUAAGCAAAAUAUUAGCAGCCAUUUCUGUUGGGACUAAUUAAAUAAUUAGAAACUGAAUAUAAAUGUAUGUAUGCUUUUGACAUAUGACAUGAAGUCAAAAGAACAUGCAUGUUUUUCUUGUUAUUUGCAGUUGUUCUUGACAUGUGACAUGACAUUGAUAUUGUCUACCCAUGUACUUAUUAAUUUGCUAUUCAUACAUUCUUCAUCACUAUUUACUUUUGCAUUUGUUGUGGAACUUUCAACUUAAUAUUAUUGUGAAUGAAUUUAAGUCCUUGUAACCGUCAAGUAGAAGUUACUAGUGCCUUAAGAAUGGAUUUAAAAAGGUGUAGAUUUUGGAGGAUUAUAUUUAGCUUUAACUUUUAUAUAUUGAAUAACCAAGAUAUACAAAGUAUAUUCAGAAUUGUGUAUAUAAUAGUCACUAUUUUACAUUCCUGCUUCCUUUGGGGAAGGUUAUUUUUGAGCCAAAUACAAUUCAUAGCAAAGUAUUUAUAUUUUUCAUAUUUUGUAAACAUGUAGCUGUACUAACAUUUUAAUGUGAACAAACAAAAAUGUCAGAAUGGCCGCUGCAUCUGUUGUUUUUGAAUUUGUGUUUGACCCAUGCAGCCUGUUGAUAAUGUUUUUGUUGUUGAACUGUCGCUAUUUUCAGUGAUUUUUCUGUGAAUCUGACCUAUUUGCUGUUUUCUGUAACAUUUUCAUUAUCAGAUCUUGGAUACUUUCAUUUUAGAAGUAAAUUCACUUAUUCACCAGAGCAGUUUUUAGUAAUACCAAAUUGAUACAAAUAGAUGAGUAUCAGACAUCUAAGAGGUAAAUUAGCGUGAUUAAGAUUCACAGGUAAUAACAGCCAUUGGCGUCUGUCACACUUUGAAUUCCUUUAGGUGAUGUAAAUCUGAUCAAUUAUUUAGUACCUAUACACACUGAGUUUUGAUCAGCGUUCAUUCAUUUUUUGGGGUGUUUAUGAACUUAGUAUGGGUGUUGCAAUCUGUCAUUGCUUUCUACUCAUUCAACACAAGGCUAUGAUGUCAUUGGUUUAAACAUCAGAAACUUUUGUCAGGAUUUGAAACAGAAUUGCCAGAGUUGUCAUAUACAGAUACACUCUAUUUAACCUCUAUUUUAGCAGUCUCUCGUUGAGCUCACUGGUGAAAUUGCAGAAAAAAUGAAUUUAAGUGCUUGUGACCAUCAAGUCAAAUGUUUUAUUAAAUAAUUGAUUAUUUCAUAUAAUGCCAUAAAA